UCCUGUGUCACAGAUUUCAGCGGAACACCGGCUGGAGGGGAAGCUCUGCUAGCUUGUUGGUUCCGUUACAGCUGCCGAUGGAGAAAAAACUACGCCAUUUAAACGGGUCCAGCAGAGCCUGUUGGCCUCUAACUAAAGCCCGGCUGGCUGUGGCGGUGGCAGUAAUAAUAACCAGACCCCCUGGAAUGAGUGGCCGAGAGCACGCCGAGGCUUUGGGUCGCAGAAUGAGGAGGAAGGAUGAGGCAUGGAAGGAAACAGCUCAGGGGCUGCAGCAGGAGGUGCUGAGGUUGAGACAGGAGCUGCUGAUCUCCAGGGCAACACCAAACACAAAGAGCAGCAUGGAGACUGCAGAUGAGACCAUCGUGGUGGACAUGUCACAGGAUCUUUUUGGUCGUGAAAGUCCAGUUUGCAUUGCAGAGUGUGACUCAGAGACGCCUGACCUGCUCCAGGAGCCUCCUCCUCCUCCAUCCAAACACCAAAGGGAUUCUCAGAGGGACGCGCUGCUUCCUCACAUGCAGUUCCUGCAGUCUCUUUGGUCUCUGCAGCGACUCGACGGCAGCAGCAGAGGUGUGGAGGCUUUAUGUUUGACUCCUGAGGGGGACGGGGGCUCAGUGGUGGCAGAAACUAUUUGCCUCCUCCUGGACUCUGUUGUGGUUGCCUGUAAGGAGCCCCCAGUGCUGCCACUCUCUGACCUGGUGCUGCAGGCCUGCCAGGUGGCAUCCCGAGCCUUGGACCUCAUCUGCUCACCGAGGUGGCCAUCUGUGGACUUCAUGAAACGCGUGGAAGAGCCGAUAAGUGAGCUGACUCAGAUCCUGCUUCAUAGCAAACAUCCCAGCAGGGCUGCAGAGAAGCUGACGGAGUCCCUGAUUGCACUGGGGAGCAGCAGUAUAUCAAAGUCCUUACUCAUCUGUCAAAUCCUGUCAGAGAUCAGCUCUCUGGCGGAGCAGCUCUGGCAGACCUCCCAGGAGCAGGAAAGGUCAUUGUUCACAACAUUUUCCAUGGACCAGUACCUGAACUCCUGCCACCUGCUCUGGGUUCUGGAGAAACUCUUGCAGGAUUCAGAGGUAGCUUGGUGGGGGAGAGUGGUGGAGUCGGAGAAGAUGGUCUUCCUGCAUCUCUUAGAGCAUCGUCUCUUUCUGUUGUCGGAUGAAUUUCCUCUGUUUUCCAUCUACAUGUGGAGGAUCGGAAGCCUGCUAACUUCAACCAAAGAAAAACAUUUUGACAGAGAACAAGUCAUUUUCCUCUUCUGUGCUGCUAUGAGUGACUGAUUAUCCAGAAAUAACACAACACUGGGUGCUAACGGAACUGAGAGGAAGCUA
Girardinichthys multiradiatus is the source of this 1319-nucleotide messenger RNA. RefSeq names its product meiosis-specific, MEI4 homolog (S. cerevisiae) (gene mei4). Gene Ontology annotation, cellular component: lateral element. The record is from RefSeq and is a predicted model, not a curated record. Lineage: Eukaryota; Metazoa; Chordata; Actinopteri; Cyprinodontiformes; Goodeidae. Gene Ontology annotation, biological process: homologous chromosome pairing at meiosis; DNA recombination; meiotic DNA double-strand break formation. Bases 78 to 1268 code for a protein of 396 amino acids. The transcript is spliced from 6 exons.